Nothobranchius furzeri (turquoise killifish) is the source of this 3081-nucleotide messenger RNA. RefSeq names its product solute carrier family 25 member 37 (gene slc25a37). Lineage: Eukaryota; Metazoa; Chordata; Actinopteri; Cyprinodontiformes; Nothobranchiidae. The record is from RefSeq and is a predicted model, not a curated record. Gene Ontology annotation, cellular component: mitochondrial membrane. Gene Ontology annotation, molecular function: ferrous iron transmembrane transporter activity. Gene Ontology annotation, biological process: iron import into the mitochondrion.
CGUCAUCCGGGCACUGGGAACUCCAGUGAAGUAGUAGUGAUGCCGAUGUUGUGGUUAUCCAUGCCGCCACCGUUACCUCCACCAGCGUGAAGACCGCCGUUGAGAGGGCUCACCACCCAUGGAAUUGAGCUCGGACCGUGCGGUGGCGUCGCUGGAGAUGCCGCAGGACCAAAGCGAAGACGAUGGGGCAUUUAAAAGUGAGGGGGAAUACGAGAGUUUACCACCUCAUGUCUCCGUGCUGACCCACAUGACAGCAGGAGCUGUGGCAGGCGUGCUGGAGCACACGGUGAUGUACCCCGUGGACUCAGUCAAGACACGGAUGCAGAGCUUGCAGCCGGACCCUAAUGCACAAUACAAAAGUGUGUAUGAAGCUCUGAAAAAGAUCAUUCGAACAGAAGGGGUCCUCAGACCGCUGAGGGGCCUCAACAUCACAGCACUGGGAGCGGGGCCCGCUCAUGCUCUCUACUUUGCCUGCUAUGAGCAGGUGAAGCGCUCACUGAGUGACAUCAUCCAGAGUGGAGGCAACAGCCACAUAGCCAACGGUGUGGCGGGGAGUGUUGCUACCGUUCUCCAUGAUGCUGUCAUGAAUCCAGCUGAAGUGGUAAAGCAGAGGAUGCAGAUGUACAACUCUCCGUAUCGAGGACUUUUGGACUGUGUCCGAACUGUAACGCACACCGAGGGCAUCGGAGCCUUCUACCGCAGCUACAGCACACAGCUGACCAUGAACAUCCCCUUCCAGGCCGUUCACUUCAUCACCUACGAACUGAUGCAGGAGCAGUUAAACCCCCACAGGCGCUACAACCCCAGCAGCCACAUCGUGUCAGGAGCUGUGGCGGGAGCUGUCUCUGCCGCUGUGACGACCCCGCUGGACGUUUGUAAAACGCUGCUCAACACUCAAGAGAACGUAGCACUAAGCUCCAUCAACGUCAGCGGCCACUUGACAGGUAUGGCUAAUGCCUUCAGGACGGUGUACCGGCUCGGGGGGGCGCCGGCGUUCUUCAAAGGGGCCCAAGCUCGGGUUAUCUACCAGAUGCCCUCUACUGCCAUCGCCUGGUCGGUGUAUGAGUUCUUCAAAUACUUCCUGACGAAGCAGCAGCUGGAACAGGAGGCAGGAUCCGGUCCGCUGUAAUGGAGUUUGUGUGGUUUUACAGGUGCGUUAGCUUUUGUCUGACGGGGAAGUCGCGGGUGGAGCUGUGGUGUAGAUUUCCACUCCUUAUUUUUUCCUUUUAUUAUGGGGUAUUGUUUUCGUAGUUGAAGUGACGACGCACAACCACGCUAUGCAACAAAGAGGACUGUAUUGAAGAAGACAAAGACUGGUAAACGUUCUCCACUUCACUCCAACCAUAAUAAUUUCUCCACGUCAUGACGUUUUUCUUUGUUUUUCUAAGUAUUGGAAUUUUGUUUUUAUUUAUUUUAUUGGCUUCUACUUUGUGGAAGUGGAAGAGACCGAGUGUCAUUUGUUUAUGGUUGUUGUGUUUAUGGAAACAGAUGUUUUCUUUCCACUCCUCACUGACAGCAGUCUAAUCCAAGUGCCUCAUGGGUAUCACACACACAACCAUUUUCUCCUCCACUUUCUUCUUCUAUCCACAUAGGAAAUAAUCAUACAUGUUGGGUUUAACGUAUGUUAAAGAACGCACAAAAUACCAUAACAAGCCGUUUUAUUUAGAGUUUGUCACGUUUGACCUUGAUGACCUGAAUGGUAUUUUUAAUGCUAGUAAAUGUCAUCUCUGUCUAUUUUAAUGUGCAUUUAGUACCAAGUUACCACUGUUUCCUCCUCAGUUUUAAUCAGCCAAACCGGUCCAGUGGUUUGCCUUGUAAGACUACAGUUAUCCUGAGUCAUGCACAAUGUAGAGCUUUUGUUUUUGCUGUAAGACACCUGCUUAUAUGUGUCAAAGACAUAAUUAUAUUUAAGUUACCAGUGGCUACAUCUGUAACAUCUCUAUACGUAGGUCCAAAUGCGGACCAGAGAUAAUCUGUUACAUUUUCUGUCUCUUGAUGUUUCGGUGUCAUAGCAGACUCGAAAUUUUCAGAUAUUAUAAAUAUACAGAAUAGAUGUUUAGCUUCUCAUGCAGAUUUUGUGAUUGCAAGCCUGACAGAUGAAGUGUUAGGAGCGAUAACAAUGUGCAGACUUUGGAAACCGUGAUCAAAUUUAAUCUUUUAUUUUUCUCAUCCUGUUGAAGUUGCACAUUUGCUGUGUGUUUGCUGCUUUUUCCAUCCUUUUGUCUAGUUGUAAUACAGUCAGGACAUUUUGACAGGUCCUAAAACCAGAGAGCAGGCUGAUUCAUUUGUCUUGAAGUUGGUUUAUCUGUGAGGGGGUGCCUCCUGCUGUGUACAGCUAUGCAAAGAUUAACAAACCAAAGACUUGCUGUCGCUUUCUGCUUUUGAGUGGCUGUAAACUCUCAUUCCCUCUUAGUUUCCCCCAUGUAGUAUUGAAUGCGUAAAACUUGAAUUUUGCAGCUUUUCUACAGUUGCAACAAAAGGGGACAUUUUUAUAUAUCUUUAAUUUAAAUUGUAUUAGGAAAAUAAAUGUCUGACGUAGUUUUUGUCAGAUGAUCCAAUUGAGCUAGACUGACUCAUGUUGGCUUUGAUGCCAAAUGGAUUUCAGCACUAAUAUCUAAAGACGGACCUAAAAGGUAGCCUAAUUCACUUUGUAGUUCUGCUGUUUAAUUGUGAUGAAUUCAAGCUAAAAUUUCUUUUUUGAUUAGAAAAUCAAUAUGAACAUUAUUAUUAUGAAUAUUUAAAAAGGCUUCCAGGAGGAGAAGGUUUUGAGUCUGAAACACACACUUCAUGCACUCCAUAUCAUUUUUAUUAUUGACCAUAACCUGUAGAUUGCAAAAUGUUUUACACCAAUUCUUAUACAGAUUUUUUAUAAAGAGGAAAAUCGUUGAUCUUUGUGGGAAAUUUUAUAUUGUAAAUAGUUGGAUGCUAUUUAUGCACAGUUGAUGUAAGAUGGAGGUGGGAGGGGGACCACAUCCAGAACAGGAAUGAUUAAAAGUGUAAACAAUAAAUGAUUGUAAAAGUAUAAAUAAAUGCUGCUACAGUCUGAAACACUGGAGCUGAAAUAAAAGUGGAAACAAGGAA